AUGCGUGGCGUUUCAGAGAGCUCUCCGACUCGUGCAAUGGCGGAGGAUUUGGAUGUCGAAGCGAUGCUGGAGGCACCAUAUAAGAAGGGGGAGCAGGACUCCUCCUCCAAAGACAAGUCCUCCAAGGAGAAUGGGUCUAGUCGCAAAUCGUCUGGGAAAAGCAAACAUCGUUCGCGUUCUCGUUCACGAUCUCGAGAUCGCGAUCGUCGAGAAAAGGACAAAGAUCGGCGGGAUCGAGACAGAGACAGGGACCGGGAUCGUGAUCGGGACAGGGAUCGCGAUCGCGACCGCGACCGUCGACGCAGAUCGCGAUCACGAGACAGGCGGGACCGCGACAGAGAUCGUGAUGAUAGGGACAGGGAGAGGCGAGACAGAGACAGAGAUAGGGAUAGGAGAAGAAAGAGAUCACUAACACCACUCACUCUUCCUAGAGCUCGACCACCGUUCGGCAAAGGUCACAGUCCUCUUGGAAUAAAUGAUGAAUUGACACCAGAAGAACGAGAUGCUCGGACUGUUUUUUGUAUGCAAUUGAGUCAGCGAAUCCGUGCACGAGACUUGGAGGAAUUUUUCUCGAGUGUCGGCAAAGUGCAAGAUGUUAGAUUAAUUACAUGUAAUAAAACUCGAAGAUUUAAGGGCAUUGCUUAUGUCGAAUUCAAAGAUCCAGAAAGUGUGACACUCGCUCUCGGUCUAUCAGGUCAAAAGCUCCUUGGAGUACCUAUUGUAGUGCAGCAUACACAAGCUGAGAAGAAUCGCAUGGGCAAUUCGAUGCCAAACCUAAUGCCUAAAGGACAAACAGGACCUAUGCGAUUAUAUGUAGGAUCUCUCCAUUUUAAUAUCACAGAAGAUAUGCUUCGCGGGAUUUUCGAACCAUUCGGAAAAAUUGAUAAUAUACAAUUAAUUAUGGACCCUGAGACCGGACGUAGUAAAGGUUACGGUUUUCUGACAUUCAGAAAUGCAGAUGAUGCGAAGAAAGCUUUAGAACAAUUGAAUGGAUUCGAGCUUGCUGGUAGACCUAUGAAAGUGGGCAAUGUAACAGAACGAACCGAUUUGAUUCAAGGGCCGUCUCUUCUCGAUACGGAUGAAUUAGAUCGUAGUGGUAUUGAUCUCGGUGCAACUGGAAGAUUACAACUGAUGUUCAAGUUGGCGGAAGGUACCGGUCUAGAAAUUCCUCCUGCUGCAGCAAACGCUUUAAAUAUGGCUCCAGUCAUGACACAACCACAACCACCACCUCAGGCAGCGCCUCCAAUCGCGACACAGUGCUUUAUGUUAUCAAACAUGUUCGAUCCUCAAAAUGAGACAAAUCCUAAUUGGGCAAAGGAAAUUCGCGACGAUGUAAUCGAGGAAUGUAACAAGCAUGGCGGCGUGCUACAUGUAUACGUGGACCAAGCGUCACCGCAAGGCAACGUUUAUGUAAAAUGUCCGUCGAUUGCAACCGCCGUGGCGGCUGUAAAUUCGCUACAUGGUCGAUGGUUUGCCGGUCGCGUCAUAACCGCCGCCUAUGUGCCAGUAGUGAAUUAUCACUCUCUAUUCCCGGACGCGAUGACCGCGUUGCAAUUAUUGGUGCCAAGUGCGCCGCGAAGAGGAAUGUGAUAAUCUUAAAACGAGCAAGCGAGCAACAAUCGUCCACUGAUGUGUAAAUCCUUGCGUAGUAUUGCGUUCUAUUCUCAUUCAUACACACACAUUCAUACAUAUACACACUCACAUCGCUGUCACGUAAGACUGCAUUUUUUUUAUUAAUAAAAUGGGAAAAGGAAGCAUCUCCGACUUAAGAUUUUCACGAGAAUAAUUGUGUCGCAAUGGUAUAAAUUCAUAGCAUAUCGUAAAUGCAAUAAGUUCGAAUUAUCUCAUUCACAGCAUCAUGCAUUGUUUGCAUGAGUUUUUGAUCGAAAUGUAAUCAAAGUUUGUGUCAAUUGAAGAAUGUUCGAAAUUUUUUGCUCAACAUUUUGAAUCUGACUAUUUUAGAUAUACAUCAAUUGAAAAAUUUAUGGAUUACAAAAUAAAUUAUU
Camponotus floridanus (Florida carpenter ant) is the source of this 2006-nucleotide messenger RNA. It is a transcript of the gene Caper, whose product is annotated as RNA-binding protein 39. The record is from RefSeq and is a predicted model, not a curated record. Gene Ontology annotation, cellular component: nucleus. Bases 1 to 1590 code for a protein of 529 amino acids. NCBI's taxonomy places the organism in Eukaryota, Metazoa, Arthropoda, Insecta, Hymenoptera, Formicidae. Gene Ontology annotation, molecular function: RNA binding. Gene Ontology annotation, biological process: mRNA processing. The transcript is spliced from 8 exons.